This is a messenger RNA of Drosophila erecta, 2351 nucleotides long. RefSeq names its product nocturnin (gene cu). NCBI's taxonomy places the organism in Eukaryota, Metazoa, Arthropoda, Insecta, Diptera, Drosophilidae. Gene Ontology annotation, molecular function: 3'-5'-RNA exonuclease activity. Bases 160 to 2085 code for a protein of 641 amino acids. The transcript is spliced from 6 exons. The record is from RefSeq and is a predicted model, not a curated record.
GAGUCGACCAGAAGAUAUAAAUAAGGAAAGGCAACGCACGCGCGUAUUAAUUGUUGGCUGUUCUAAACGGCCAGAAGUGCAUCGAAUAUUACGCAUACGCAGCGUGGCCAAUGAUAAGUGACUAUAACUGGCUCCUAAAAGUAUCACUAACCAGUGGCAAUGGAUCAAAAGAGCACGGGACUACGGGAAAACUAUGGCCAUCGCCGUCAGCCCGCCUUGGGCAAGGCCAUGCCAGUGACAGCUCUUUUGCUGAAUUUGGAGGCAAAUCCUUUGGACUACCGAAGAAAUGAUAAUGGUGCAGAGAUGCUGGAAGAGGAUGACAAGCCACCGCAAUUGUUUAGCGUAACGGAUGAGCCGCCCUCGCCCAACGAAAAGGAUUUCAAGCCACCCAAUCACCAUGAGGACGAUCGCGAGCUAGCUGGUGAUCGACACAGGGAUAUACCCUGCUCGAAUUGCCUGCAAACGGCAGCCGGUCAUCUGACCGAUCGCCAGUCGGCCAUCAAUGAGAUGUGCCAGCGUCUGUGUGGUCCCGAAUGCAGACGUCCCCAAGGUCUCACGUUGGAUGGUGUGCGUCAGGAUUUCCUUAGGCAGUACGAGAUCGCGGAAGCUGUGGCCAAGACCUCGGCCAUGACCUCCACCGUUCAGAUGAAACAGCGCCUGGCGGCGCGAAAACUGGAAUUCGAAAAGGAAAUGGACGAAGAGCUGGGCGUGGCCAGCUCCCCCCGUAUCGAUAUCAAUCUCGGCCAGAGUAGUGCCGCCGCUUCAACUGGAAUGGGAGAGUUGGAGUUCGAGCCGCCUCGCGAUUUGCUCUUGUAUCUGGUGAGAAUGGGCUCAUUUAACUCGGCUCCAAAGAUCAACAAUGUGGACUCCCAGGACGAUGGCCUGGUACUGCCCGCCGGACUGAGCAACUCGGCACUCCUUCAGCACGUCCAGCAAUUGCGGGGCGGUGGCAUCGAGCAGCCACCGCUGCUCACCCGCGGCUUCCUGAAACCGCUGCUGAGGGACGAGGAUGUCGCCGACGGACUGCGAUGCCUCCAGCUCAACUCCGUAUCGAGGGUUUGCAGUGCGCCAGUUGAGGGCGAUGUCAUUCGGUUGCUGCAGUGGAACAUUCUAUCUCAAACUCUCGGCCAGCACAACGAUGGAUUUGUGCGCUGCCCCGACGAGGCUCUCACCUGGGACCACCGCAAGUACCUGAUUGUCCAGGAGAUACUGCAGAACCAGCCCGAUGUGAUUUGUCUGCAAGAAGUAGACCACUUCAAGUUCCUGCAGAAGGUCUUGGGUUCCCAGAAUUACGCAGGCAUCUUCUUCCCGAAGCCGGAUUCGCCGUGCCUGUACAUCGAACAGAACAAUGGACCCGAUGGCUGUGCCAUCUUUUAUAAGAGGGAUAAACUGCAGCUGCAGGGUUACGAUACGAGGAUUCUGGAAGUGUGGCGUGUGCAGAGCAACCAGGUGGCCAUUGCGGCCCGGCUGCGAAUGCGUUCCAGUGGUCGGGAAUUCUGUGUGGCCACCACCCACUUGAAGGCCCGCCACGGCGCCCUUUUGGCCAAAUUGCGCAACGAACAGGGUCGCGAUCUCAUUAGGUUCGUGAAGCAGUUUGCCGGCGAUACGCCGCUGCUGCUCUGCGGCGAUUUCAAUGCUGAACCGGUGGAGCCCAUCUAUGCAACGAUCUUAGGAUGUGAUCUUCUUCGCUUGGGUAGUGCCUAUGCCGACGUGAGGCUAGACCGCGAGGAGGUAUUGCAUCCCAGCGGGGAUGUCGGUGAAUUCGUCUCGAAAUCGAUGAAACGAGAACCACCCUACACAACCUGGAAGAUUCGCGAAGAAGGCGAGGAAUGCCACACCAUCGACUAUGUUUUUUAUACACCCAAUCGCCUCAAGAUCAAAAACUGUCUAGACUUCCCGGCCGGAGAGCAAAUCGGCAAGAACCGCACACCCAGCUUCCAGUAUCCAUCGGAUCACUUUUCCCUGGUGUGCGACUUUGAGUUGCUGCCUCCGACGGAAAACGGAAAGGAAAGCGGAAGCGGAAGUGGGAGCGAUGGUGAAAAUGAAAAAAACGUGGAGGGCAGCAAGCAUGGAUCCAUUCAAUAGAAAACUCCACUAUCAUAAUUCGCCGAAGAAGAAGUUUCAAUAACAUUACAUCGAUUGUGAUAUUAGUUGUUAGAUACAUAUUAGCCUCAUACACAACCGUUGCACUACAGUUUGCAGCUUUUACAAAUGAUAACCCAAAAUUCACAAUUAAUAAAUUACAAAGUAUGGAAAAAAGUUAACUGAACUUCUUUUUCUACAAUAACGCGAAGAUAUUUACUUAAUAAACAAUAAAACCAUUUUCAGAUCCUAUAAUUUAAUAAGGAAAU